AUGGCAACAUCUCUCAAAACAAGUAAGAAAGUUUUGACUAGGCACUCCAAUUCAUUAACGCAACUUUUAACAAAGCAUGCAGCAUUGGAAAGCAACGUCAAUCUACAGGAUAGGGAAGCAUGCAACGCAGCAUUAAAACAAGUCCAGAAUGCUACAGUGGACAUUAAACCCCUUCAAGCAACCUUUGAAGAAGCUUUAUACGCUUUCACAGACGCAGUGGACAAGAUAUCGGAACCCCUCACCAAAGAGGAAGAGGAUAAAAUGUCCGAGUACAUUAUUAGCGCAGAGGAACUUAUCGCCAGUACUACUGACCUGCUUCGUAAGUUGGAAAUUACCAGGGGUAGCCUAACGUCUCAUAACCCUACAUCUCCAACACGUAUUGGAUCAUCCUUCACUAGGAGCACCUGCAGACAAGAUAGAACUGCCAAGGAUACCAAUACCGGAGUUCAGCGACAAAAGCUGGCAAUGGGAUAG
Molecule: messenger RNA, 474 nt
Organism: Necator americanus (New World hookworm)
Lineage: Eukaryota; Metazoa; Nematoda; Chromadorea; Rhabditida; Ancylostomatidae
Exons: 1
Coding region: 1-474 (157 amino acids)
Source: RefSeq, a predicted model, not a curated record